AUGGAAACUCAUGCGUUGCUUGCUCUCGCUCAGAGUGCUGUGGACGCCGGUAAUGUAAAGGCUGCCUGCGAGUUCUACGAGGUGGCCCUCGCCCAGUCGCCAAACAAUGACGAGGUAUUGGAGGCCUAUGCGGAAGUCAUGAUCCACUACGCCCAGGACACCCCUCGCGCUCAGCAGAUGCUUCGCCAUGCAAUCGACAUCAACCCGAACCAGGGGUACGUGAAGUACCUGAACUUAGCGCAACUCUGUGAGGCAGAGGAGGCACUCAGGUGCUACGAAAAGGCGUACGAGAUUGCAAGCCUCAUGCUGCACGGAUGCCGAAAGAAGAAGAUGAAGAAGACACUGCAGGAGACCAUGGCGACCGUGUGCUGCGCCGUGGCCGAGCUCUACCUGACGGACCUCUGCUUCGCAGAAAACGCCGAGCAGCAGUGCGAGCAGGCUGUGAACCGCGCACUGGAGCUGAAUAGCGAUAUUGUGGAGCCGCACCAGCUGCAGGCGUCCCUCCGCCUGAGCCAAUGUCGCCCCGACGAGGCGCUACAGUCGCUGCGGCGUGCUGUGGAUGCAACACAUCGCCUCGGCGAGGAGCAUCAGCCCACGUACGAGUCUAAGAUUGAGCUAGGCCGACUUCUGAUGCAGGUUAACCCAGCCGAGGCUUUUCAGUUCCUCCUGGAGGUGCUCCAGUAUGGUGACAACAACCCCUACGUGUGGUUCCUGCUCGGCGAGAGUGCCCGCAUGCGGGGACGAUACACUGACGCGGCGCGCCUGCUGCGGCGUGCGCGUGUGAUGCUAGUCGUGUCCGGCGGCGACGCGACUGCGCUGAGCGAGGUGGACGCGGCCAUUAGCGUUUUGGUGCAGGAGAUGGGUGGCCCAGAGGCGGCGGCGCAGGUGAAAGACCUAGAUCACCCCUACCCGCUAGAGCUGCUCGAGGCAGAAGACGACCAGGGCGCAGAGGAGGACGGAGACGACGACCUGGAAGAGCCGGAACGAGAGCCGUGCGACGAUGAGGAUGACACCUAG
Messenger RNA from Leishmania mexicana MHOM/GT/2001/U1103, 1017 nucleotides. RefSeq lists its product as hypothetical. Gene Ontology annotation, molecular function: protein binding. Bases 1 to 1017 code for a protein of 338 amino acids. The record is from RefSeq and is a predicted model, not a curated record. Lineage: Eukaryota; Euglenozoa; Kinetoplastea; Trypanosomatida; Trypanosomatidae. The transcript has a single exon. Gene Ontology annotation, biological process: cell division.